GUAGUAAGGAUAAUAUAGAAAAAAAAAUUAGUGUCCUCUACUCAAGAGCUUUUUAAGGACAAACUUUUGUUACAUAUACAAUCUAACUAAAGAAUCUGCUAGAUAUUUAGUAUUAGUUCGAUUUCUCAAACAUUUCUAAUGCAUAGCAACAAAUGAUAAUUGUAAAGUUUCAUUAACUAAACCUUAUUUAAGAGUAACAGGAAAACUAUUGUAUUUAAUUAUCAGCAGCUAUUAUAUUAUUUUAUUACUCAGUUUUACGACUGUUUGACUGAUAAGGACUGACGCUACACUAUUUUGGAGAUCGGGAAGUUUGAGGUCAUAGUGUCAUUGCUCACUGUCUUUGCUUACUGAUGAGAAAUUAUAAUAAUACGAGCGGACAAAUUGAGAUUCGAAUAUAAAAAGCCGCGUGUGACUCGUAUGAAUUUAGUAUAAAGCAAACAAUCGCGAUCGUAAGUCUCAGAACCGUUUCUGAUAUAGACUAGCAACCGAAAUGGGGCGUCAUAGUUUCAAGACAGUUAGCAUCGACGAGUUUCUGGAGUUGACAUUGCGGCCGGACUUAUUGAAUCUCAUCAAGAAGGAGCACCACAAACUUAUGAAGGUGAAACUACCAGGUACUAUUGCUAAUUUUUCAAGACCCGAAAAUUCAUCAAAGAAUCGAUCUACACUUUUUCCAUGCUGGGAUGAGUCUCGAGUGAUUUUAAAAUCUCCCAGUAAAGGAAUCCCAUAUGAUAAUGACAUAACAUCAACUUACAUACAUGCCAACUUUGUGGAUGGAUUUAAGGAUAAAAAUAAAUUCAUCUGCUCCCAAAGUCCAAUGGAAAACACGUGUGAAGACUUCUGGAGGAUGAUUUUACAGGAAAAUUGUCAUAUCAUUGUGUCAUUAACGAAAGUAGACAACGCAGUAUAUUGCUAUGAAUAUUGGGCCAAUGAAAAAUAUCGUGAAAAAGUAUUCGGAAAAUAUGUCAUAAAAACCCUUGAAAUUAUUGAAGAGGAAGUCUUCACCAGAUCGCGAUUACUACUCACGGAUACAAACAAUGAUAUCUCACAGGAGAUCCAUCACUUUUGGUACACUAAUUUUCCUCUCCAUUACGGUUGGCCUAUCAUGUCGCCGGAAUUGUUGAAUCUAAUAUUCCAUGUGGACCAGAAACGAGAAGAAUUGAUGAACACAACAGGAUCUGGACCAAUAGUGAUUCACUGCUCUAAAAUAGUGAGCUGGACGGGAAUAUUCUGUACUAUAUAUAAUGCGUUAUCACAAGUGCGAGAAGAAAAAACAGUGUCGCUCCCGCAGACAGUGCUAAAUAUUCGGAAGAAAAGACAUUCAAGUAUCAUGAAUUGGGUAGAGUAUGAAAUUUGUUACCGUGUAUUAUGUGAGGCUAUUCUAAAUUUAAAAACUUUUAUGUAUUGUAAUUUGGAGAUAUUCUCUGCAUUCCAAGACAAGGUUGCAGCUAUAAACUUUUAUUUUGGAAAAUCUCACAACAAACAUUCAUUUAAUAAUAAGUAGAUGUUAUUCAUA
Microplitis demolitor is the source of this 1513-nucleotide messenger RNA. It is a transcript of the gene ptp-H1, whose product is annotated as receptor-type tyrosine-protein phosphatase alpha. Gene Ontology annotation, molecular function: protein tyrosine phosphatase activity. The record is from RefSeq and is marked provisional. The coding region runs from base 491 to 1501 and encodes 336 amino acids. Gene Ontology annotation, biological process: protein dephosphorylation. The transcript has a single exon. NCBI's taxonomy places the organism in Eukaryota, Metazoa, Arthropoda, Insecta, Hymenoptera, Braconidae.